UAUGCAUGCGCCGCCUCGCCGCCGUACCGAUCAGCUGUACGCAGUAAUAAACUAGCCUACUAUUCAAACGGUCGUUUCAUUCUAAUACAUAACAAUUGACGACGAGGUGUUAAACGAAUACCCACAUUAUUAAAGUAAAAGAUGGCUUAUGUCGGAUUAUUGCCUAUUUUCGAUUAUAAAACAUGUGAAUGGGCGUUGUUUAAAGGCCGUUUAACGCAGUAUUUAAAAGUGAAUAACGUGAAUGAAGAAAAUAAGUGCGCGAUCUUGAUAACACACUUGUCCGAUGACUCGUAUAGGUUGGUGCGUAACCUUGCCUACCCAGAUUCUGUGGAUGAAUAUACUUAUAAAAAGCUAGUCUUAUUACUCGACAAUCACUUCAAGCCCAAGAAGUGUACGUACGCGGAUAGGGCGAAAUUCUAUGGAGCAUCUAGGCAUCCAGGCGAAAAUCUAGGAGACUGGGCGGCACGACUUCGUGGUCUAGCAAGCUACUGCGAAUUUGGAUCUGCUCUGGAUACGGUUUUGACCGAUCGAUUCAUCCUCGGCUUGGGGCCAGGUCCCGAACGUGACAAGCUCUUUGAGCAAGGUCCUUCCAUUCUCAAGAUUGGGCAGGCAUUAGAGAUGGCAGAGCAGGCCGCCAGCGCGAGGGAGGCGAAGACGAUGGUACUACCUAAGUUGGAUUACAAAGAGGAGCCCAUCUAUCGAGCGUCGAUGGGAACUGGUGGUGGGCGCGGCCUGAGCGCAGGCCAGGCGGGCGGCGGAACACACGCGCCACUUCGCGACCAGCGCACCGCUACUGGGGAGGGCUCACGAUGUGCCGUAUGCGGUUUGAAGAACCACUCGUCCAAGAAUUGCCGAUACAAAAACUAUAAAUGUCAAAAUUGUGGUGUAAAGGGCCACUUAAAAAAGGUUUGCGGAAACAAAAAUUCACGCGUUAAUAACAUAACGUGUGAUGAACAAAGUGAAAGUGAGAAUGAGGUUUUGUGUUGCCAGGAAUGUCAAAAUUUCAAUUUAAGGUUUACAAAUUAAUGCGGGAGGAAUGGUAUAUAUGCAUGCGCCGCCUCGCCGCCGUACCGAUCAGCUGUACGCAGUAAUAAACUAGCCUACUAUUCAAA
Messenger RNA from Pectinophora gossypiella (pink bollworm), 1112 nucleotides. RefSeq lists its product as uncharacterized. The record is from RefSeq and is a predicted model, not a curated record. Bases 142 to 1026 code for a protein of 294 amino acids. Gene Ontology annotation, molecular function: nucleic acid binding; zinc ion binding. Lineage: Eukaryota; Metazoa; Arthropoda; Insecta; Lepidoptera; Gelechiidae. The transcript is spliced from 2 exons.